UAUGGCAUCGUGCUGGACGCCGGGUCCUCCCACACAGCCAUGUUUGUCUACAAGUGGCCAGCAGACAAGGAGAACGACACCGGGGUGGUCAGCGAGCACAGCAUGUGCGACGUGGAGGGUCCUGGUAUCUCCAGCUACAGCUCCAACCCUCCAGCUGCCGGGACCAGCUUGGUGCCCUGCCUGAACCAGGCCCUGAGAGACGUGCCCAAGGAGAAGCACGCGGGCACCCCGCUCUACUUGGGUGCCACGGCUGGCAUGCGCCUGCUCAAGUGAGUGCUUGCUCUGGCAGUGCCAGCUGCCGGGGAGCCCUGCCCCGCCGCCCCCCGCGCCGGGGCAGCCACUCUGAAGUCGUACCCCUUCAAUUUCCGGGGGUCAAAGAUCCUGUCGGGGGAAGAGGAAGGGGUCUUCGGCUGGGGCACUGCAAACUACCUCCUGGAGAACUUCAUCAAGCGCGGGUGGCUUGGGGAAUGGAUCCAGCCCCAGAAGAAGACCCUGGGGGCCAUGGACUUCGGAGGGGCUUCCACACAGAUCACCUUUGAAACCAGGGACACCAUUGAAGACCCCAGAAAUGAGGUGAUGCUGAAGCUGUACGGCCAGGUGUACAAAGUGUACACCCACAGCUUCCUCUGCUAUGGGAGGGACCAGGUCCUCAAGAGGCUACUCUCAAAGCUCCUCCAGGCUGAGAGCUACCAAGCAACCGUCGCCCAUCCCUGCUGGCCCACGGGCUACCACAAGAGCCUGUCACUGAGCAGCAUCUACGACAGCCCCUGCACAGAGAAGGAGAGGCCCAACCUUGCCCUCAACACCACCGUCACCGUGGUUGGCACCGGGAACGGAAGCCUCUGCGCUCUGCACGUCAGCAAGCUCUUCGACUUCACCACCUGCUCCUUCUCCCACUGCUCCUUUGACGGCGUUUUCCAGCCGGAGGUUUCGGGAAACUUCAUCGCCUUCUCUGCCUUCUUCUACACGGUUGACUUCAUCCGGACAGUGAUGGCAAGACCUGUGCACUUGCCCAGCGACCUGGACGAUGCUGCCAAGACCAUCUGUGCCACCAGCUGGAGCGAGCUGCUCCAGAAAGCCCCUAAGCUGGAGAAGAGACUAUCGGAUUACUGCGCUGCCAGCACGUUCGUUUAUUUGCUCACCACCAAAGGCUACAAAUUCAACGACCAUUCCUUCCCCAACAUCGCCUUCCAGAAGAAGGCAGGAGAAACCUCCAUCGGCUGGGCCCUGGGCUACAUGCUGAACCUCACCAACAUGAUCCCAGCGGAGAAGCCCUCUUCCCACAAGAGCAUGCUGUACAACUACUGGGUCCUCCUCAUCCUGCUUUUUGUGGUCACCACCCUGACAUCUCUGGUGACUGCCGUCUGCCUGCUCCGGCGCAGCAAGUCCAGCUCAAUCUAA
Molecule: messenger RNA, 1401 nt
Organism: Tauraco erythrolophus (red-crested turaco)
Lineage: Eukaryota; Metazoa; Chordata; Aves; Musophagiformes; Musophagidae
Source: RefSeq, a predicted model, not a curated record